Messenger RNA from Cantharellus anzutake, 966 nucleotides. RefSeq lists its product as uncharacterized. The record is from RefSeq and is a predicted model, not a curated record. Bases 225 to 878 code for a protein of 217 amino acids. The transcript has 4 exons. Lineage: Eukaryota; Fungi; Basidiomycota; Agaricomycetes; Cantharellales; Hydnaceae. Gene Ontology annotation, biological process: cell surface receptor signaling pathway.
CCUCUGACUACUACCGGCGGUAGUUCUCGAGGCCGGAAGCAGCGGUGGCCUAUUCGGCACACUAUAGCUAAGCUGUUGAGCAGAAAUCCCGGUCCCGAUCCCACUGAUAUCGACCAAUCGAAGCCCUCCGAUCACAGACAAUCUCCCCCUUCUACGCCUGACCCACCACCCCCUAGUCUAUCGCCAUCUCCCGUUCUCCUUGGGGGGCCAUCGAUAUCCCUCACAUGAUGCCCCACGGGCCCAUCAUCCAUAGCAACACUGAGACACCCCACCCACCACCAGGACGCACAGGCGUGAACUUAGAUGCCUCAUCGUCAACAGAUCGGACACCGUCAUCUUCAGCUGUCCCUGCUGGUGACGGAAAGAAAACAAUCAUCGCCGCCACAAAGCUCGUCCUUCAAACUGCCGCCUCUGCCCUUAAGUUCGCCCCUAUUCCAAACGUCGAUCAGAUACCAAAUAUACUUCUGAAAUGGCUCCAAGUUUACGAGACCAUCGACGACAACGACGAAAAUCUCAAGGGAUUAGACGAUGAAGUUCGAAAGGCUCAUGAAACGAUUUUCAGGCCAGUCCAGUUGUGGACUGGCCAAGUUCCUCUCGAAAUAAGUGAACUGAUUGAACGAUUUAACUCAGCUCUAAAACAACAAUUAAAGGAAAUAGAGGCACUCAAACGUCAAAAGCUUGCCAAGAGGGUAAUUUUAGCGACUGAGAUAACGCAAGAAAUAAGCGCCGUACAGUCGUGCAUCCGUGAUGCUAUCUCCCACUUUUCGGUUCGUCUCGUCUACGUUCAAGCCAUUAGAAGAUUGACCGGGCGAUUCUCCAUAGGCUGCUGCGACAACUCUAAGUCUCCUUCACACAAUUCGGGUAUCGGUGGACUAUGAACUCUCAAAACUCCACAAAGCAAAUGCGGGAUAUCUUGCCGUGAAAAGCAAGUCGGAGUGCCUGGAAAGUACGCGUGUCCAGAUACAG